AUGAGUGCAGCUAUCGUGAAGCCGGCGAUCCCGUCGUCGGCACAUGUCGACCCUAAAUCCGCUCCUCUGAAGGAGAUCCCGGAGGUGCUGGUGGACCCUCGCACCAUGAGGAGGUACGCCCGAGGACGCUUCCUGGGAAAAGGUGGUUUCGCCAAAUGCUACGAGAUCACAGACUUGGAGACCAAGCAGGUGUUCGCCGGUAAGAUCGUGCCCAAGUCGCUGAUCCUGAAGCAGCACCAGAGGGAGAAGAUGUCCUCUGAAAUAGCCAUUCACAAGAGUCUCAACCACGCCAACGUCGUGGGUUUCCAAGGCUUCUUCGAGGACGACGACUUCGUCUUCGUUGUCCUGGAAAUCUGCAGGAGAAGGUCCCUGUUGGAGCUCCACAAGCGCCGUAAGGCUGUGACGGAGCCAGAGGCCCGCUACUACAUGACCCAGCUGCUCAAUGGGGUCCAGUACCUGCACAACAACAGAGUCAUCCACAGAGACCUGAAACUGGGCAACAUCUUCCUCAAUGAUGACAUGGAGGUCAAGAUAGGCGACUUUGGUUUGGCCACGAAGAUCGAGUUUGAUGGCGAGAGGAAGAAGACCCUGUGUGGAACGCCCAACUACAUUGCACCUGAGGUGCUUUGUAAGAAAGGCCACAGCUAUGAAGUGGACGUCUGGUCGCUCGGGUGCAUAUUGUACACUUUGUUGGUGGGUAAACCUCCAUUUGAGACUUCCUGCCUGAAGGAGACCUACAACCGCAUCAAGAAGAACAGCUACACCAUCCCCUGGCACAUCAACCCGCUGGCGACCUCUCUCAUCAAGCGGAUGCUGCACGCCGACCCCGCCCAAAGGCCCACCGUCGCCGAGCUGCAAGUGGAGGAGUACUUCACAUCCGGCUACAUCCCCGUACGUCUGCCCACUACUUGCCUCACCGUGCCCCCGCGGUUCUCCAUCGCCCCCUCCACCGCUACGGAUCCCAGCCAGAGACGCCCGCUUACUGCUAUUAACAACAAAGCGGGGACAGAGAAGGUGGACGGGAAGGAUGAGCCAUUGCAAAGGGAUCCUGAGCCCGCAGAGAACCACCUGAAAGACAUGCUGCAGCAGCUCAACAGCAUCAUUGCCGCCAAGCCCUCUGAGAAGGCCGUCGUCUGCCAAGAAGAGGCAGAGGAUCCUGCAUGUGUUCCCAUCUUCUGGAUCAGCAAAUGGGUAGACUACUCUGACAAAUAUGGACUAGGCUACCAGCUGUGUGACAACAGCGUGGGCGUCCUCUUCAACGAUUACACACGGAUGAUCAUGUACGCUGACGGAGACAGUCUGCAGUACAUCGACAAGACGGCAGCUGAAUCCUACCUCAACGUGCGCUCUUUCCCUAGCGCUCUCAACAAGAAGAUAACGUUGCUGAAAUAUUUCCGCAACUACAUGAGCGAACACCUGCUGAAGGCCGGCGCCAACAUGGCUCGGCGGGACGGAGAUGAGCUGGCGAGGCUGCCUUACCUCUCCCUUUGGUUCCGAACCAAGAGCGCCAUCGUCCUGCACCUCACCAACGGCACCGUUCAGAUCAACUUCUUCCAGGACCACACCAAGCUGAUCCUGUGCCCGCUGAUGGGCGCGGUGACCUACAUCGAUGAGAAGCGGGAGUUCCGCACCUACAAGCUUACUCUGCUGGAGGAGUUUGGCUGCACCAAGGAGCUGGCCAGUCGCAUUCGCUACGCCAAGCUCAUGGUGGAGAAACUGCUGGACAGCAAGCCUUCACCCGCCGCACAUUAGACCGCUGUACACCACAGCCUUCAAUCACUGUCUCUGUCUUUAAAUCACCAGCCACUUCUUGCUGUCUGCCAGCCGGCAAGCUCGGAAGAUGGAACAGACCCUUAAAUUCUCCUGUGUUUCUAUGGAGGGAUCUCAGUGUAAUGAUGUUUGUCAUCUUUGAGGCUGUACCAUGAAAAUUAAUCUCCUUGUACAUCGAUGUCAGUCUCUCAGGCACUGAUUUUAUCCUUAUUUUCCUGCUGUUGACAUGAAUUCUUAUCUUAACUUCCUUGUUGAAGCGUAAUCUUGACAAACACGUUCCUGCUGAAGUAACCUAAGACGGCUGCAGACAAGUCAACCCUGUACAUUUAAAUGAGACGAGGAGGAAAUGAUGGAUAAGUGUUCAAAUCCCCAGAUUUCUCUCUUGCAUUUGUUCAUGUGUCAGUCGUACCUUUUCAACCUAAAGCCGUGUGCUGUGCAUUAAGACUUCAUGGAAAAAGCCUCUCUGGUCUGCUUCUCUAGUUUUGUCUGUUCAUAUCUAUGUUGUCGGGAGAGAAAUGGACCAUGUUAAUACGUCUUCAUCAUGCACAUUCUUCCUCUAGUUUACUCCUUUUACUCUUUUUACAUGUAUUUUAGAUGUCUUUCCUGUACAUAAUGCUGAAUAUGCAUACAUUGUAAAGAUGGUUUAAUUUUACACAAGUUUAAAUAAAGCUUCUCUUGAACUUGAUAAA
Messenger RNA from Sebastes umbrosus (honeycomb rockfish), 2459 nucleotides. RefSeq names its product polo-like kinase 1 (Drosophila) (gene plk1). Gene Ontology annotation, molecular function: ATP binding; protein serine/threonine kinase activity; protein binding. The transcript is spliced from 11 exons. Bases 1 to 1752 code for a protein of 583 amino acids. Lineage: Eukaryota; Metazoa; Chordata; Actinopteri; Perciformes; Sebastidae. Gene Ontology annotation, biological process: regulation of cytokinesis; protein phosphorylation; mitotic cell cycle. The record is from RefSeq and is a predicted model, not a curated record. Gene Ontology annotation, cellular component: cytoplasm; centrosome; spindle pole.